UACACAGCAAACGGCAACGUCAGCGGGCGUUUUUGAAAAUCAAAAUUUAUACUCGUUAAUAAGAACAAAAUAAAUUACGAAAUUUACAAUAAAUAAAGUGUUUCAAAAUACAAAAAUAAACAAAAAUUCUAAAAUAUGGAAAAUUUAUAAAAAAUUAAACAAAAUUUUAAAAAAUAACAAAUAAAUUUAUAAAAAUGCAGUGAAUUGUUUAUAAAAAAAGAAAAAAAAAUACCAAGAAAGUUAGGGACCAAUUUUUAGUUGUUAUUAAUAAAAUAUAAAUAAAAUUUUAUUUAAAAAAAAAGUUAUAAUUUAAUAAAUAUCAAAAUGUUUACUACACCAAGAAAACAAAAACAUCAUCAACAAAAUUCUAGCAUGGAUGCUAUCGAAUACAAUAAUUCCCCUCAGCACAAGAGUCUAAUAAAUAUAAAUGCAAACACCCCCAUACCAACUACAUCCACGACUAUAGUAUUUGAAAAUGGCACUAUGUUUGGUGCCAUCUCCAAUGAUACAACAACGACUACAAGCAACUCUGCUAAAUUAAGCGGAACAUUAUCGGAUAAUACAACAACAGCAACAACAACAUAUCUAACAAUACCGGAAAUAGUGAUUAGUGCUAGCUGUAGCUCAAAUAGUCUCAAUCGUAGUCGCUGUGAAAUCUCGCAGGCAAAUAGCGAAGAAAGUCCUAUCGAAAGUACUGCCCUGCUAGAGGCCACAACAAAUUCAGCUGGCAGCAAUGAUUGUCACGAUGAGCCAGCAGUUUUACAAGAUGAAUUUGAACAAUUUAUCUUAAAUCGCACAACAUCCGAAAGCAACAUUUUAGAAUCCAGCAUUUACAGUGAACUACAAUUUCCACCCUCUCUGCAUGGUGGUAGUAUCGUUGCCAUUAACACCAGCAAUGUUGGCGGUGGUGGUGGUUAUGUGAGUGGCAGUGGCGGGCCCACUGUUGCUACACAAAUGGCCGGACCACAAACACCCCCCAAUUCGCGACAAACCAAACGUACGAAACGCAAACACAAAACAAAAUCCAAAUGUACGGCUACAGCAGCAACUUUGGCAGCAGCCGCCAGCCAACGUGCAUCACCCACUCAUUAUCCUCCACGUUAUACAGCCAUUUUUAUGGAUGCCCAUCAUCAUGCCAAUCAAUAUGGCAAUGUUAUGACCACAAACCAACAUCAUAGUGGUGGAGGCGCUGCCAAUGCAUUGGGACAAAUUGCAAGUGCGGCAGCGUCAUCGCCCUUUUUAAAUGCACCUGUUGCAACGGAUACUGCUGCAUACAUGCAACAAUUUCAAUAUUUCCAACAGAGACCCAUGGUCACCACCAUGGCUCCGAUGGCCGGUCAUCAUAGACAUCAUAGAUCUUUGUUUGAUGGUGCCACAACAACUGCUGGUAUUGAAAAUCCCUUAAACUUGCACACCACCAACGCGACUGCAGCAGUCGUGCCAGCUGGAGGUGGUAUUACACCACCUAUACGUUUGAGUUUUCGCAAAUGGUUUUCCCGGCCCUCAUUACCCUUUGUCAUUGGUAUUUUGGCGUUGGGCGGUGUAGCCUGUACAUUGGGUGGCAUUGUAUUGGGUUCGACCGGCCUCAUCGAACACUCGACACAGUAUCUAAGUGCUGCUCUAUUGAUGAUUGGUAUUGGUGUUUCGUUGCUGGUAAUAUCUGGGGCAAUAUGGCGCUUGAGUUUACCCGAUGAUGUUGAUGAAUGCCCUUGCUACAGACACAUGGAAAUGUGUAGAAAUUGUAAUAGUCCGUAUUGUAAUAGUCGUCUGAUGGGUAGUAAUUAUUUAUAUCCAGAGUUUCAACAUCGGCCACCACCACCCUCCUAUUUAACCUCAUUAAAUGAAUGUGCUGGCAUGAGUUUGCUGUUUCAUCCGACAGCAGCCGCACCACAAGCAGCCACCUACAGUACAUUACGUGUGAAUACACCGCCUCCUCUAUACAGAUCCACAAAUUCGCUAAGUGUUUAUGGUUCUCCUCCACCUGUGGCACAUCUGCUUAAUAGUUCAGGACCCGCUGCCACCACAAUAGUUCCUAAUUUAUCAGCCAGCUCUGUGGGCAUUGUGCCGGAUCACAGUGUCAUUGCAAUGAGUACAGUCAUGGAGAAUUUACAAGCCCAGACACAACCCUUAAUUAAAGAGUUUAAUUAUUUAGAGCUGGAUUAAUAUUUAGAUGUAGAUUUAUUUAAUUUAAUUUUUGAACCAAAUUGACUGAUUUUAUUACUAAAAAAACUAAAAAAAAUUAUAUAUUUUU
Messenger RNA from Calliphora vicina (urban bluebottle blowfly), 2251 nucleotides. RefSeq lists its product as uncharacterized. The record is from RefSeq and is a predicted model, not a curated record. The transcript is spliced from 3 exons. Lineage: Eukaryota; Metazoa; Arthropoda; Insecta; Diptera; Calliphoridae. The coding region runs from base 325 to 2163 and encodes 612 amino acids.